Molecule: messenger RNA, 981 nt
Organism: Phaeodactylum tricornutum CCAP 1055/1
Lineage: Eukaryota; Bacillariophyta; Bacillariophyceae; Surirellales; Neidiaceae
Exons: 1
Coding region: 1-981 (326 amino acids)
Source: RefSeq, a predicted model, not a curated record
AUGUCAUCUACCAAAAACGCAUAUCACGAUCCUACAUUGCCGACAACUAGUAUCAGUAGAGUGGUACCGUACAAGCGCAAGGUUCCAGGACGUUCCGCACGGAGACGCCGGAAAAAGCUCUUGGAUAUACAGAGAGCCGUAAGCGCAAUUAAUGAUUCACAAACAGGUUCACACUGUCCGAUAGACAAGCCCUCGGUCAUACCGCAAGAUCGGUCUAGAGUGUGGCCGGCGGUGGUCGAAAAAAGGAACGAGUUUGGAUGGAACAACGACGACGAAAAUCUUCUAAUCGCGCAACUGGGCUACCUUCCCGGCAACGCGAUCCGUGUCACUUGUCGCAGAACUCAUUCGGAAGAACUUACCGGAUCUCCGCACGAAGAAAGCAGUACCGGAAAUGACGAUCCCGUGGUUGUUCAGCUGUAUCCAAUCGUCCUCCGGGAGGAGUAUUCUGGAGGAAAGUCGGACGGCCGAAAAUUCAAAGGCAGAAAGCGGCAAAAACUACAACCACUGGAUGAUGACCAACAGGGGACCAGCGGAACGCCAAUGGACGGAAUUGUCCUGGAGCCGUUCCCUACCAUGUACUGGUUAGUGAAUCCACUGUUGCGAGCGCAAAUAUCCAAGCUGGAAGUGGAAGGCUAUGGAGCAAAUUUUCAGCAACGUCUCGCGGAGAAUUCGGACGAAUUGGCAAGAAUGAAACGAGCCCACGAUGCCUACGGUAAAGAGAGGUUGGAUCUGCUGACGGCUCCGGAUCGGCAACUUAUUCAAUCUCGUCGAUGGGAGAGCGCGUUCGCGAUUGACCGCGGGGUUGCCGGAAUACGCAAUUUUGGCAGCGUCAAGUGUCUGCACGCACACACCGCGCAUUACCUCAGUGGUAAUAGCGACAACUUGAUUGGUCAGUGGGUCAUGGAAGCCAUUGCUUCUAAAGCUGAAGUGGGCACAAACGGCGUGGCAGCUUUGAAAGCGAAUGAAGAAUCGGAAUCAUAG